Molecule: messenger RNA, 4477 nt
Organism: Caretta caretta (loggerhead turtle)
Lineage: Eukaryota; Metazoa; Chordata; Testudines; Cheloniidae
Product: B-cell receptor CD22
Biological process (GO): negative regulation of B cell receptor signaling pathway; regulation of B cell proliferation; B cell activation
Cellular component (GO): recycling endosome; external side of plasma membrane; early endosome
Molecular function (GO): CD4 receptor binding; protein phosphatase binding; sialic acid binding
Source: RefSeq, a predicted model, not a curated record
CUGAUCGCUCAGCUCCCCCACCGCCAGAUCGGCUGCCGGAGCAGGGGCUGCAGGACGCGUGAUAAGGCACCGACCAGCCCUUCGCUCUUUCCUCUGCUCCUCAGCGCCGCGGCUGCCCAGGGGUCACCAUGAGACGCCUCGUCUGGCUGCUGUUCCUCCCGGGCUUCCUGUGUCAAUGUGACCAGCAACCUGUCGAGGUUCCCGCAUCCCUGAUCGCUUGGACGGGGGCCUGUCUGUCCAUCCCGUGCCACUAUAAAUCCUGCCUCCUGAAUCCCAGAAGGCCAAACAACCCAACCAUCAACGCCCUGACCUGGUACCUCAACCCUGUGUUUCACUCUGAGAAGAAAGAUUUCAAUGGCACCAUCCUCUAUAAACACAAUGCCAUCAGCCAGGCCUUCGCAGGGCGUGUGAAGUUCCUGGGGAACCUGGAGAGAGAUUGCAGCCUGCAGCUGUCUGACCUGCGGGCCAGCGAGAACGGCACAUAUGGGCUGAGACUGAUCAUCUUGAACCCCAGGAAGAAGCAAGAGGAGCAGAAGUGGAUGGCUAAGAUAGUUGUUAACGUGAUGGAUUCACCUCCAGCUCCUCAAAUCCAACCACCCAGUGAGCUCAGGGAGUCAACCCUGGCCCAUGUGGUUUGCUCCAUAGACUAUCACUGCCCCGACUACCCCAUAAGCCUGAAGUGGAUCGGUUUGGGGCAUGGGACCCCUGAGUCCACCAUGAGGAUGGACAGCGGAAGGACCGAGAACACACUGACUUUCACACCCACCUGGCAGGACCAUGGGACAAAUUUAACCUGCCGGCUCAGCACCCCAGCUGGGACACCGAGCUCUGAGAGCAGCGUGGUGCUGAACGUGAAAUAUGCCCCUAAGGGAGUCCAGUUGAACGUGACACCCGGACAGACCAUCCGAGAGGGGGACAGACUCGUGCUGAUGUGCAUGACCAAUGGCAGUAACCCCCCCAUCUUCACGUACAACUGGCAUAAGGACACACAGUGCCUGCACCAGGGGCAGGAGCAGAAGUGGGAGUUUGAAGCCAAGGGGGACGAGCAUUCCGGCUCCUAUCUCUGUGAAGCCGUCAAUGAAAUAAGCCCGGUCCGAUCCCCAGAGCUGAGGAUAGACGUCCAGUAUGCCCCAAAGGAUGCUCGUGUUGAACUGCUUGUGGGAUCUCCGAUCCAGGAAGGGACCAUGGUUGUGCUCAGCUGCUCCUGUAGGGCUCAUCCAUUCGUCAGCAGCUACACAUGGUACAGAAAUGGCCAGUACAUCCCAGCACAAACCCAGCAGGAGCUGCGCUUCGACAAGAUCCAUGCUGACCAGUCCGGUUCCUACCACUGCAAGCCUCAGAACAGAGUCGGGAUGUCGGACUCGCCAGCCAUUACAGUCGACGUACAGUACGCCCCCAAGGAGGUACGAAUCACUGUUGAAAACCCCCUGUACGUCCGGGAAGGCAACACAGUGACGCUGAACUGCUCCGUGGGCAGCAGUAACCCCCCAGUGACCAAGUAUACCUGGUACAAGGAUAACAGCCAGUAUCAGGACACUGAAGAGAGCAUCCUGACCUUCCCUGCUACAAAAGAGCGGUCUGGUAGCUACAGCUGUGCAGCUCAGAACGCGAUCAGCUAUGGACGGUCUCUGCCUGUCUCCGUGGAUGUGCAGUAUGCCCCCAAGCAUGUUUCCGUGGUGCGGCAGCCAUUGGGGAUCAUUGAGGAGGGCAAGGACGUGACCCUGGAGUGCUACGUGGGCAGCGCCAACCCCUCCGACCUGCACUACACCUGGUACAAGGACAAGAAGCGGCAGGGCGAGAAGUCUACCAGGCUGAAGCUGGUGGCCGUGGUGUCGGCUGAUUCGGGCCAGUACCACUGUGAGGCUCGGAAUGACUUGGGCACCACCCCUGCCGAGCCCAUCCCGCUGGAUGUCUGGUAUGGCCCCCGGGAUGUACAGCUGUCCGUGACCCCGCAGGGGCAGAUUGUGGAGGGGAUGCAGGUGAUACUGCGGUGCUGGGCCGACGCCCGCCCACCCAUCCUGGGCUACGACUGGUACCGGGAUGGCCAACUGCAGGAGCGCCAGAGCCAGGCCGUGCUGAUCAUCCUGGCUGUGAAGGUCAGGGCGUCCGGUCACUACCACUGUCGGGCCAGAAACCAGAUCGCCUACGGGGACUCCUCGUCCAUCCCCCUCAUCGUCUACUCCAGCUCGAUGACUAUAGCCAAGAACUCAGCUCUAGGGGUCGGCGUGGUGGUAAUGUUUAUCGUCCUGCUGGUGGUGCUGGUCUUGGCCCUCAGGCGAUGGAGGAAGCGGCGUCUUCCCGAAAUGGUUGUGGAGCCCUUGGGCAGGCAAAGGAGAUCGUUCUUUCCUAGAAGACGGGAACCUUUGAAAACCCAGCGGCCCGCCAGCUCAGUGGGGUGCCUGAAUGGAAUUUCCAUAGAUGCCAUCAAUUAUGCUACACUCCAGUUCCCACCCAGCCACCCCCAGGGGCCGACCGCCCCUGCCAGGGUGCCAGGAAACUCGAGACAGCGAGUGAAGCCAGGGGGCCCAGAUGAAACUGUUAUUUACAGUGUGGUGAAGAAACCCAACCUGCUGCCCAAGGGCGAAGCGAAGGGCGACUAUGAGAAUGUGGGGACCCGGCCGGAGGAGGAGGAGGAGCUGAACUACUGCACCCUGGUGCUGCCGCGCCCCCGGGCCCCACACGGCCACUGGGAGUCCGAGUCGGACUCAGAGUCAGAGGAGAGUGUCCAAUACGCGGCCCUGAAGCACUGAGCCUUCCCCGGAUGGGGCCAGCUCCCCACUGGCCAUGGAGUCCGGCCGUGGACCCACGGAGCCCGGCCACAGACCCAUGGAGCCCAGCUACGGACCCAUAGAGCCCGGCCACGGACCCACAGAGCCUGGCCACUGACCCAUGGAGCCCAGCCAUGGACCCAUGGACCCACAGAGCCUGGCCACGGACUCACGGAGCUCGGCCACGGACUCACGGAGCCUGGCCACUGACCCAUGGAGCCCAGCCAUGGACCCAUGGACCCACGGAGCCUGGCCACAGACCCACAGAGCCCAGCCACGGACUCACGGAGCCUGGCCAUGGACCCAUGGAGCCCAGCCAUGGACCCACGAAGCCGGGCUAUGGACCCACAGGGCUGCACCAGGGACUCAUGGAACCCAGCCACGGACCCACCGGAUGGAGCCUGGCCCCAGCCACUCUGGACUCUCAGCGCCAGUUGAGCUCUGGACACUGGGCCCCAUCUAGAGACCCAGACCCUGGGCGAGGGGGUGGAGUCAGUGGCUCUAGCGCUGGAUCCGGACAGGGGAGCAGAGCGGGGGUGGGGCGGGCAGGGUCUGUGCACCUAGAGAUAAACACACGAGAUGUGAUGCGGGGCCAAGGGAUGGGGUGUGCCAGCCAGCAGGGGGCAGCAGGGACACACACACACACACACACACACACAGAGCAAGGGAUGGGGUGUGCCAGCCAGCAGGGGGCAGCAGGGACACACACACGCACACAGAGCAAGGGAUGGGGUGUGCCAGCCAGCAGGGGGCAGCAGGGACACACACACACACACACACACACACACACACACAGAGCAAGGGAUGGGGUGUGCCAGCCAGCAGGGGGCAGCAGGGACACACACACACACACACACACACAGAGCAAGGGAUGGGGUGUGCCAGCCAGCAGGGGGCAGCAGGGACACACACACACACUUCCCCUACUGGCUGUAGGACACACCUGUCUGCAGCAGGGGGCGCUGUCCCUGUUUACCCCACCCCCACCCCCAGCUAUCCCCAUGACUCUCCAGGUGCUGCCCCCUGAGGUUUAGCUCCCCCAGCACAGCGACCCCCCCGAGGCCCACAGGCUGUGGGUGAUUUCCCUACCAGCUGAGCCUGGUUUGACCAAGUCCCACUCCCCUACCCCCCCCCACAGGUGAUAGGGGACCCCCGGGGCAGGGGACCCCACAACUAUCGCUCAAGAGCCAGAUCAACCUGCUGUAGCUUUUCUAGUGCGCUAUAGGAUGGAGCGGGGGGCUGGGAGCCAGGACUCCUGGGUUCCAGCCCCAGCUCUGGGAGGGGAGUGGGAUCUAAUGGGGGGAGGAGUUGCAAUGCUCACUGAAAUGUUUAUAGUUUAACAGCCUCGCAGCGAGGCUGCGCGGGGACGGCUCAUCCGGUGCUGGGAUGCCAGCUCUGGGGUGGGGCAGCCAGGGGACAGCCGCAUGCAGUCACUCAGAGCUUUCCUUUCUGAUUAGCGAGUGCCUUCCCCCGCCCGCAGCUGGGCUAGCAUGCGCCUGGCACGAGGAAUCAGGGAUGUAAUUGGCAUCUCUUCCCGCCGUAAGCUCAGCAAUAAAAGUACUUUACAGGCUAUUAACUGCAGCAGGAACUGGUCAAAUAGCUUGUUCUGUAAACAGCUCUCUGCUCAAAAGCACCAGAGCGUUCGGCCCCCACUGCCCUGGGCACAGCUGCCACUGCAGGAAAAGAAAUAAAUUGAUCCAUGAGCAUUG